Molecule: messenger RNA, 1986 nt
Organism: Musca domestica (house fly)
Lineage: Eukaryota; Metazoa; Arthropoda; Insecta; Diptera; Muscidae
Product: putative fatty acyl-CoA reductase CG8306
Exons: 8
Coding region: 244-1794 (516 amino acids)
Biological process (GO): long-chain fatty-acyl-CoA metabolic process
Cellular component (GO): peroxisome
Molecular function (GO): alcohol-forming very long-chain fatty acyl-CoA reductase (NADP+) activity
Source: RefSeq, a predicted model, not a curated record
AAGAAAGAUCAGUUCGUUUUUCGCCAUUGACGUGAUCGUUGCGUGUAUAAAGGCGGUGUUUGCUUGGUGUUAAUAUCGCGUCAAAGAGUUAGAAAAGUGCCAGUGUGUGCAUCAAACAAAAAUAAAGUGAAAAUAAUAAAUCUGCUUCAUUUCUGGAUUAGAUAAAACAAGUUUUGGACUUACAAAAAGUUUUGUGAAAACUGUAAAAAAUAUUCUCUAGUGAAAUAAAACACACAUCAAAAAAUGACCGACAAAUCACCCAUCAAACAAUUCUAUGCCGGCAAAAAUGUCUUCAUCACCGGUGCCACCGGCUUUGUGGGAGUCACCAUCAUUGAGAAAUUCUUGCGUGAUAUUCCCGAAAUUGGCACUCUGUACAUUUUGAUGCGCGGCAAACGUGGCAAAUCGGUGGAACAGCGUUUGGAAGAGUUGAAAACAAAUUCCGUUUUCAAUAAAUUCAAAGAAUUGAAAUUGGAAGAUCGUUUUGCCAAAAUCCGACCCGUCGAAGGUGAUGUGGGUCAAGAUAACUUGGGCCUCUCCGAUGCCGAUCGUCAACUGCUCAUCGACAAUGUCAAUGUUGUCAUUCACUCAGCAGCCACAUUAGAUUUCUUCCAAGGUCUGCGCGACACGACCUGCAUUAAUUUGCUGGGAACACGUCGUGUUGUCGAACUCUGCUCACAAAUUAAGAAUUUAAAUUCAUUGGUCCAUGUCUCGAGUGCCUAUGUUAAUUCCUAUAUCACCGAGGUUGAAGAGAAACUAUAUCCUGCCCCCGAUGAUCCAGAGAGAAUUAUAGAAUUGGUCAGCAAAUCAACGGACAAGGAGCUGAAAGAAAUGGAACCUCAAAUCCUCAAGGACCAUCCUAACACAUACACAUUUACAAAGCAUUUGGCCGAACAUGAGGUUGCCAAGGCUUCGACACGUUUCGCCUGCGGCAUUGUUAGACCCAGUAUGAUUACCGCUGCCUGGAAAGAACCCAUACCCGGUUGGACUAUAUCGAAAAAUGGACCACAAGGUUUUGUCAUGGGUGCCGCUAAAGGUGUUAUCAGACGUUUGCCUUUAGACUCUAAUAUCAUUAUGGAUUAUAUACCUGUGGAUGUAGUCACAAAUGCCAUCAUUACAACUGGUUACUAUGUGGAUGCUUUGAAGCAAAAGAAUGGCAACAAACCUGAUCAAUUGCAAAUCUUCCACAUGACCUCAAGUACCUACAAACCAUUCCGAUUUGAUGGAUUAGUACCUCAAAUGAAUGCUGCCAUGCACGAAUUCCCCCUCAAAUCUGCUGUGUGGUAUCCCAAUUUGAAGUUCGUCGACAACUUAACGGUAUUCCGUAUUGGUGCUAUUCUCUUCCACUUUUUGCCAGCCAUCUUUUUAGAUCUUUUAACCGUGGUUACUGGCGGUAGGCCAAUUCUAUUGAAACUCCAUCGCAAUGUUUGGAACUCCUUGAACACUUUGGAGAAGUUCAUUUUCACUGAAUGGCACUAUGACAAUAAGCUGGGCAUUAAAUUGGCCAAGUCUUUGGCUCCCGAGGAUCAGAAGACUUUCUGUAUUGACAUUGGCACUUUGAGCUGGGAGGAGUAUUUCAAAAAUAUGCACUUGGGUGUGCGUGAAUAUUUGAACAAAGAAUCACCAAAGAAUUUGGAGGCAGCCAAAAGCAAGGAUAACAUUUUGUUGUGGCUUCAUUGUGCCCUACAAUUGGCUUUCUACUAUGGCGUCUUCCGUUUGUUCAUCUGCUUUGGAAUGACAAAUGCGUUUGCCGCUCUAUUUUUACCACUCGUCUACAUGAUUAUGAUCCGACUAUAAAUCUGACGUGCAUCGACUUCAGUUAUCCUUUAGUUUUAUAAACUUACACUCCUCUGCUGUAUCUUUUCUUUUAAUUUAUAAUUUGAAUUUCUUUGGUUUCUUUUUUUAAUUUAUAUUCUUGUUUGGAUGUUAUACAAUACAAAUACAUAUACAUACAUAUGUACUUAACGAAGUAAUGGUAUGGAAAUAUAA